This is a messenger RNA of Ixodes scapularis (black-legged tick), 3970 nucleotides long. Its product is annotated as structural maintenance of chromosomes protein 2. NCBI's taxonomy places the organism in Eukaryota, Metazoa, Arthropoda, Arachnida, Ixodida, Ixodidae. The record is from RefSeq and is a predicted model, not a curated record. The transcript has 22 exons. Gene Ontology annotation, biological process: chromosome organization. Gene Ontology annotation, molecular function: ATP hydrolysis activity; ATP binding; protein binding. Gene Ontology annotation, cellular component: chromosome. The coding region runs from base 195 to 3734 and encodes 1179 amino acids.
GCCAUUUUUUUUGAGUAGACGGUGUACAGCGUGUACAGUGGAACGGAGAAAUUCAAACGCGUAACAAAAGCGUAAAAGCGCGCCGAGCGCGCCAGGAAGCGCCAGUUUUGCCGUUGUGAAGAUUCAAAACGUUCAAAUGGAACGGCGUGUAGGCACGUUCUGAACUUGGCAGUUACCUCCAACGCCGCGCCGUCAUGCACAUCAAGUCGAUAACCAUCGACGGUUUCAAGUCGUACGGCCAGCGGGUCGACAUCAACGGAUUCGACAACCUGUUCAACGCCAUCACAGGCUUGAAUGGCAGCGGCAAGAGCAACAUCCUUGACUCCAUUUGCUUCGUACUGGGCAUCACCAAUCUCUCCCAGGUCCGAGCCUCGAACCUACAAGACCUCGUGUACAAGAAUGGGCAGGCGGGAGUCACCAAGGCGACGGUGUCCAUCACCUUCGACAACAGGGACACCAGGCAGCGACCUGUCGGCUACGAGCACUUCGAGGAGUUUACCAUUUCCAGGCAGGUUGUUGUUGGUGGGCGCAACAAGUACAUGAUCAAUGGAGUGACCGCCACCACAAACCGUGUUCAAGAUCUCUUCCGUUCAGUGCAACUCAACGUCAACAACCCUCACUUCCUCAUCAUGCAGGGUCGCAUCACCAAGGUCCUCAACAUGAAGCCACCAGAGAUCCUGUCCAUGAUCGAAGAGGCUGCAGGCACUCGCAUGUACGAGAGCAAGAAACAAGUUGCGCAGAAGACCAUUGAGAAGAAAGAUGCCAAGAUCGCAGAACUCAACAAUGUGCUUGCGGAGGAGAUCACGCCAACGAUCGAAAAGCUCAAGGAAGAAAGGCAGGCUUACCUGGCCUACACCAAGGUCUCGAGGGAGCUGGACCACCUCACUAAGCUGUACAUCGCCUGGCAGUAUGUCGAGACUGAGAAUGGAAGCCAGCAGUCGGGCAGAAGGUUGGAAGAAACGAAGGCCAAGAUUUCGAAGUCCCGCACCACCAUCGAUGAAAUUAAUGCCAAGACGAAGGACAUAGGCAAGGAGAUUGCGGAGCUGGAGCGCAGGCGGAAAGAGGAGACUGGAGACCGUCUGGAUGCGCUUGAGAAGGACCUGAAGGAGAAGCAGUUGGAAGAAACCAAGGUGAACUCUGACAUCCAGUUUACCAAGGACCAGAUCAAGGGAGAGGCCAAGAACCAGGCAGGCUUCAAAAAAAACAUGGAUGAGGAUAACGCUGCCCUGGUGAGCAAGCAGAAGCAGGCCGACAAGCUGCAGGCAACUGUCGAUGCCCUCGCGGAGAGCAGCCAGAAAGACGCCGAAGCGGUGGCGGCCGCAAACAAGCACUUCAGGGCAGUCACAGCUGGCCUCUCCAGCAAUGCUGACGGAGAGGAAGCAACCAUCACGGAACAGCUGAGGGCGGCCAAGAGCGACAUAGCGGAGGCAGUGACGGCGAUGCGCCAGGCAGAGAUGGACCUUAAACACUCUCAGGAGGAGUCCAAGAAGAAGCAGGCAGAGUGUCGCAAGACGGAGUCGAGCUACCAAAAGGACGAUGCUGCCAACAAGGCCAUCGAGAAGGACAUCAAUCUCCUUAAGGCUCAGAUGAGCAAGCUCAACUAUGAAGAGGGGAAGGAGGAGGCACUGCUCUCGCAGAAGCAGCAGUUGCAAAGGGAGGUCAACACGCUGAGCCAGAAAGUGGACGUCUUUGAAGCAAGGAACCAGCACCUGAGCUUCCACUAUACUGACCCCGUGAAGAACUUUGACCGGCGUAAAGUACUGGGUCUGGUGUGCGACCUGUUCACCAUCAAGGACAAGAGAGCGGCUCGAGCUCUGGAGAUGGCCGCGGGGGGCAAGCUCUUCAACGUGGUGGUCGACACCGAGGAGACAGGUAAACUGUUGCUGAAGAGCGGCAGGUUGAAGCGGCGUGUCACCAUCAUCCCGCUGAACAAAAUCGUGGGCAGGGACGUCGAGCCCGCGGUGAUGAGGAAAGCCGAGAGUCUGGUCGGCAAGGACAAGGUGUUCUCAGCCCUCUCGCUGGUGGACUUCACGCCAGUGGUGGCUUCUGCUAUGAAGUACGUCUUCGGCACCACGCUGGUCACGACCAACAUGGACGACGCUCGCGUGGUGGCCUUUGACGCCGGAGUCCAGAAGCGGACCGUGUCUUUCGACGGAGCUUCUUUCGACCCCUCCGGCGUCGUCUCUGGAGGUGCUGUGGCCAGAGGCCCGAGCACCCUGGAGCAGGUUGCGGUCAUCCAACAGGACAGGAAGGCACUGGCCGAAGCCACCACCAAUGCAGUCGCCGUUGCCAAGGAGCUUGCUGGCAUCCAGAAGGUUGCCCACACAUACAACAAGCUCAAGGCCGAGUUUGAGCUGAAAGAGACAGAGCUGGAACAGCUGCGGAGCAGGCUACAGCAGAGCACGCACCAUCAACUGCUCCAGGAGUUCAAUGCCCUGCAGAAAUCCAUUGAGGAGUCCAAGGCCAAGUUGGAAAGCUGCAAGGAGGUAGAGAAGAGGGCCACCGCCAAGGUGAAGGACCUGGAGGAGAAGGUGAAGGACUCCAAGAACAUCCGGGAGCGGGAACUGAAGGCGGCUGAGCAGCAGAUCGCUCAGUGCAAGAAGAGGGCCGACGAGUCCUCAAAGAAGUUCGCCCAGAAGAAGCAGGAAGCUGAAGGCCUGCAGCUGGAGAUAGAAGAGCUGCAGAAGUGUCUCACUGGUUACAAUGCCCAGCUGGAGGUCAGCAACAACACCCUCAAGGAUCUGGAACAGGCCCUGGCCAAUCAUCAGCAGAAGUUGGCAGGCAUCAAGGAGCAAGUGUCCAAGGCGAACGAGGACCUGAAGGCCCAGAAGGAGAAGUUGAAGGCGGCCAGCCGAGAGAUCGGGGCCAAGUACACAGAGCGGGACGGCCUGCAGAAAAAGGCCGACGACCUCAAGCUGAAGAUCCAGCAGUGGGAGCACGACAUCAGCAAGGUCCAAAAGGAGGCCGAGGAUGCCCGGCGCAAGCUGGAAGACCUCGUGAAGCAUUACGAGUGGAUUCCGUCGGAGAAGCAGUACUUUGGCCAGGCCAACACGGAGUACGACUUCACGGUCAACAACCCCGUGGAGGCCGGCCGUCGCAUCCAGAAGCUCUCCGAGACCAAGGAGAAGUUGGGCCAGAACGUCAACUCUAGGGCGCAGAACCAGCUGCUCAAAGCCGAAGAGAAGUAUCAAGAUUUGAGCAAGAAGAAGCGGACGGUGCUGGCAGACAAGGCUAAGAUCAUGACCGUCAUCAAGGAGCUGGACGAGAAGAAGAGUCUGGCACUCAAGGCUGCCUGGAAGAAAGUGAACAAGGACUUUGGGUCCAUCUUCAGUACCCUGCUGCCCGGUACAAAUGCCAAGCUGGAGCCGCCCGACAACAUGGACGUACUCGACGGCCUGGAGGUCAAGGUGGCCUUUGGGGGGGUCUGGAAGGAGUCCCUGCAGGAGCUCAGCGGGGGUCAAAGGUCGCUGGUGGCACUGUCGCUGAUCCUGUCGCUGCUGCUCUUCAACCCUGCACCCAUCUACAUCCUGGAUGAGGUGGAUGCGGCACUGGACCUGUCCCACACGCAGAACAUUGGCCAGAUGUUGCGCACCCACUUCAGGCAGUCACAGUUCAUCGUGGUGUCGCUGAAGGAGGGCAUGUUCAACAACGCCAAUGUGCUCUUCCGCACAAAGUGCGUCAACGGAAUGUCGUCCGUCACGCGAACAGCCCAGCGCCUCGAGUUGGACAAGUGAUGCACAUCUUCACUGUCGUCUUCAUCAUCAUCCUCCGUUUCUUUCUUACAUAACCUCUGUACAUUGCAUUUCAUUGACCAGGACAGAUCAGUUUUUUUAGAUACCUUUUUUUGAUAUAAUACUUCCAUGUUUUAUAUCCAGUCUUUCCAGUUGUAUUUUUCCUGUCUUUAUUCUUUUAUAUGUGCAUGGCCAUCUCUUUUUCAAGGUUUAAAUAAAAGUGAACUAUCUUUGUCCAA